This is a messenger RNA of Spinacia oleracea (spinach), 3567 nucleotides long. Its product is annotated as U-box domain-containing protein 32. Gene Ontology annotation, molecular function: ATP binding; ubiquitin-protein transferase activity; protein kinase activity. Gene Ontology annotation, biological process: protein ubiquitination; protein phosphorylation. The coding region runs from base 221 to 2962 and encodes 913 amino acids. The record is from RefSeq and is a predicted model, not a curated record. Lineage: Eukaryota; Viridiplantae; Streptophyta; Magnoliopsida; Caryophyllales; Amaranthaceae. The transcript has 10 exons.
UCUUUGCAUUAUUUAAGAAGGUAAAGAAAAAAGCACUUAAAUAAAGGAGAAUAAUAUGCCAUCCUUCUACUACAAGCAUUACCAAAGAGAAAGCAUUUGGCAACUGCCACUUGUUAUGGCAACUGUCUUGUCACAGACCACCAUUAAAAAUCGAAGAAAAUUUCUGGGUUUUGCUGAACAGAUUGAAUCAGGAACUGGGUAGUUCUUAAAAUUAUUGAUUAUGGGAAGUAAUUAUGAGAAAGAAAAUGAGGAGCAAUUGAUAAAUUAUUAUGCUGAGAAUACUGUUUUUGUUGCUGUGGGGAAGAAUUUGAAUGAGAGUGAAUCUGUUCUGACAUGGGCUGUUCAGAAAUUUUCUGGGAAGAAGAGGAUUUGCAUCCUUCAUGUUCACCAACCUCACUUACUCACUUUUUUUGAUGGGAAGCUGUCAAUCAGCAAAUUCAAACAAAGAGCAGUAAAGGCACUCCAUGAAUCACAUAUGCAGAAACUUCAUAAACUCAUCAGUCAAUACGUUCUCUUUGUUUCUCAAAUGGGGGUGCGUGCGGAUAGGAUGUGGAUAGAAACGGAAAGUAUUGAAGACGGAAUAGUUAAGAUGAUUGCUCAGCACGGUAUCAAAUGGCUGGUUAUGGGAGCAGCAGCAGACAAACAUUACACAAGGGAAAUGGCAGUGUUGAAGUCCCAAAAGGCGAUAUUUGUCUAUGAACAAGCCCCGGUUUCCUGUCACAUAUGGUUUACUUGCAAAGGAAAGCUCAUCUGUACAAGGGAGCGUAUUGUAAAUGAUCCUGUGGUGUAUACGUCCGAGGCAACUGAAUCACAAAAUUCAAACUUGGACACCAAAGAGUCGGAUAAUACUACUAGAUUAGGUAGUGCUGGUGCAGAAUUUUCCUCUAAUCCACAACCAGUAGAUUUGAAUACUGUGACUAAAGAAGCAGAACAUCUGACAGAAGAAGCUCCUGAUAGACAAUCAUUGUAUUCAGAUGUUUCAACAGAAGAAUCUGAGUCAGAAUCUCUCGAAUCAGAUGUUUUAACUGAAGCAGAAGAAGCAGAACAUGUCAGAUUAAAUACUCUUGUUGCAGAUACACUGUCGUCAGAGCCGCAUGUUGUUGCCAAAGAACCGGGGCCCGUAAGAAUAGAUCGCAUGGCUGGUGAGAAUGGAUCGCCCCCCCGGUUGACAUUUCGAGAACGUGGGUCCAUUCUCCGUGCCUGUUCUGUUGAUUUCAGCUCAGAUUUUGAGAAACGUAUGGUGUUAUAUUCUCCAAAGAAUUGCAGUACUUCACAUGAUUGUAUUGACAUAGAGAAAGAAGACUAUCAAUCUGAGGGAAACUCGCAGUUGUCCGAAUUCCGUUCUUCAAUCAGAUCAGUGUCGUCCGAAGGCAAAAUGGCGGGAAAAGAUAAAUUGCAAGCGCCAAGAGAAACUCAUGGUAGACUGGAACAAGCCAUUUCAGAUGCUGAAAACUUGAAAAAAUUGGCAUUUCAUGAAUUAGUCAAGCGAUGGAAAGCUGAGGAGGAUGCCGUGGAUGCCAAGAGAAAGGCUGAUGCUGCAGAAAGUAAAUACAUCGAGCAGAUAAAACAGAGAAAAUCCACGGAACAAGCUCUGGUAAAACAAAAUCUCGAAUGUGAAAGUAUCAAAGAAGAAUAUGAGAAGUAUAUGAAAGAACUUCCAAUCAUCCAAGAUCAAUGUUUUGGCCUAAAAACCCAGAUAAGAGAAUCUGAAACUGCAGCUAAAGAAUUGGAGGAGAAGAUCAUUUCAGCUGUUGAGCUCUUGAUAUCUUUCAGGAACAAGAGGGAUCAGCUACAAACGGAGCGUGAUAAUGCUGUCAUAGAACGUAACAAUCUGAAGAAAUUGGAGCAAAGGAGAACUUCAGCAUUAUCGGGCUUACAAUUUUCAACGUUUUCCUUGGUCGAAGUUGGUGAAGCGACUUGUAGUUUCGACCCGAGUAAACGAAUUGGAGAUGGGAGAUAUGGAAGUGUUUAUAGAGCGAUCCUUCGACAUGUGCAUGUUGCUAUACAGAUGCUUCCGGAUGAUGGAUACUUGAGUCAGCAGAUGUUUGAACACGGGGUCGAAAUUCUAAGCAGAAUAAGACAUCGAAACAUAGCUACAAUCAUCGGUAUCUGUCCAGAAGCACGAUCCAUCAUUUACGAGUACCUUGAAAAAGGUAGUUUGGAAGAUCAACUAACAUGCAGGGGGAAAACCCCCCCUCUGCAAUGGCAAACUCGAGUUCACAUUGCAACAGAACUGUGCUCAACCUUGAUCUUCCUUCAUUCGAACAAUCCUCCAAUUUAUCAUGGAAAUUUGAAGCCCUCGAAAGUCCUUCUUGAUGCAAAUUUUACCAGCAAAAUUGGUGAUUUAGGCAUCUUCUUUUUAACCCCACAAAAUCAACACUCUAAUUCUGUGUAUAUAGACCCGGUAUUUCUCAAGACUGGAGUUCUUACUCGAGAUACAGAUGUGUAUUCAUUUGGGAUGAUAGUUUUACGACUUUUAACUGAUAGACCUGAUACUGAGAUUUUGAAGGAUGUUAAGUGUGCUUUACAGAAGGAUAAGUUUGAGUCAGUGUUGGAUUUUUCAGCUGGAGAUUGGCCGGUUAAUCAAGCAAGAACACUGGCUCGAAUGGCGUUACGGUGCUGUGAGAGGAAUUUGACUAAGAGACCGGAUUUGGGUUCGGAUAUCUGGAGUGUUCUUGAGCCGUUGAGGAAAUCGUGUGAUGCUCAAGCAUCAUCAUGCUUGCAGAAGAAGGAAAACAUCCGGCCUCCCUCCCACUUUGUGUGUCCAAUUUUUAAGGAAGUUAUGAAGGAUCCUUGCACAGCAGCAGACGGCUACACCUACGAAGAAGACGCGAUAAGAGGAUGGUUAGAAAGCGGGCAUACAACUUCACCCAUGACAAACCUGAAACUUCCAACCUGCAACCUAAUCCCGAAUCACACGCUUCAGUAUGCAAUCCAAGAAUGGCUGCAACGCUGCUCAUAAAUCGUACACAACUACACCAUUUCUAACCUUAUGUUGCACAUAAUAUUUCUCCCCAUACUUCUGUAGUUCUUUACCUGUCACACUUGCUCUAUAUACACCAAAAACCUUACACAAUCAAUAAUAACUAACAAGCCUAUGUGGAAUCCAAGAAUUACCCUAGUAUUUAUCUUUACAGUUACAUUUUCUUUUUAGAAGGUAAGAUAGAAGGACCCUACUGUACUGGUACCUCGCACAGGUAUUUCCAGCCAGCUUUGGAGCUUUACUGUUACAUAUUAUAGUUACUAACAUGAUGAUAUACUUGUAGUCCAGAUCAGACGAUAUUAGUGAAAUUGAGACUGGUAAUUAGGUAGGUUGAAGCUCCAUUUAUGUUAAAUCAGUGUAAUAGCUAGGUGAUUAGGGAUUCAAAUGAUUGGAUUAACUAUCUCAAAGGGGUUUGAAUGGUUUGAUGAGGAGCUUUAACAUCUUUGAUGUGAUUACUAUUGUAUUAUCCAUGACAGGAGUUUUCUACUGUAUUAUCCAUGAUACUGUCAGUUUUCUGCUGCAUUAUCCAUGAUACUGUCCGUUUUCUGCUGUAUUAUCCAUGAUACUGUCAGUUUUCUGCUGUA